GGCUCACUUACACAAUCAUCCGUGCCCCAAGACAACCCCAUAAUGCCUCCUAAAAGACGCUCAACCGGAGCGGCGUCCGGUGCCAGUAAGAAGGCCAAGACGACUGCUCCCGAGGCUGAGGCCUCUUCACCUGCGUCCGCAUCGGCCCCUGCCGAUGACGACCGCGGUAAGAACCGCUGGCCAGCCAAGAAUACCCGCUGGUCGGCGGUCUCGGCGUCGCGUAACGCCGAUGAGGACUACAAGAAGGCCUGCGAGGAGGUCGCCUAUGCUUUUGAACGACGAGGAUGACGAGGACGAAGAGGAGGACGAAGAAGAUGACGAAGAGGAAGAGCCUCAAGCCAAGGGCAAGGGCAAGGCCAAGUCCAAAGCAGCCGACAAGAAGAAGGCCACCGCACAAGGCAAAGACAAAGACGAGCAGCACCUCGCCUACGUCGAGCUCGAGAAGAAGAAGAAGCCCAAACAGAAAUGCGACGGCGGCAAGACGUGCGUCUGCACCAAGCCGGCGGCCGAGUACCCGGACGCGCCCUACGCGAUCACGCACGCCGGCUUCCGCAAGCUCAUGAACCAGCAGAUCCACUGCCAGGUCCGCGACCCGGACAGCUUCCGCAUGUACACGUACAACGAUCACAUGGCCUACGGCGUACUACAGGUGCUGCAGAACCUCCGGGAGCAGUGGGUCAUCUGCGAGGCGCUGUGCCCGUUUAUUUGGUACCUGAAUGGUGGUGACUUUGCCAUGGCCGACGACGGCGAGUUCGUCGACGAGACUGCAAAACUCAUCGGCAACCUCUUCCUCGCAACCCUCGCCCGCCUCGAGUUCGAGGGCGUCCUGGCCGCGGACUCGGAAGUAGAAGACCUAGGCUGCGUCAUGGCCGGCAUGCUGAAAACUGUCCACAAAAAGUCCAAGAAGCGUCCGUUCCCCUUCACGGCGGAGAAAUUCGACAGCUACGUCGCCGCGUACGCCAAGAAGCACGGCAUCACGCUCAAGGGCGUCCCGGGGCUGAAGGCUCUCGUUGACGAUCUCGAGGGCGAGGAGGAAGAGCUACCUAACGCCGAGGAACACGGCGAGGACCCCUGGGGAUGGGCGGAUGCGCUGGCGUCGUAUAAAAAGGGGAGGAAGAUUGGCGGCGAUGAUCUGGAUAUCACGUCGUGGACGCCUGCGAAGCGGAAGCAGCAUGCUUUCAACAAGAAGGAUCCGCUUGGGAAGAAGGAGAUUGACGCUAUCAAGAAUGGUAUGGUAAUGAUGCUGGGUUAA
This is a messenger RNA of Colletotrichum scovillei, 1252 nucleotides long. RefSeq lists its product as uncharacterized. The transcript is spliced from 5 exons. The record is from RefSeq and is a predicted model, not a curated record. Bases 155 to 1252 code for a protein of 365 amino acids. Lineage: Eukaryota; Fungi; Ascomycota; Sordariomycetes; Glomerellales; Glomerellaceae.